AUGUCCACAAUGUCGGGGCAUGGGCUGAAGGCAUCGAAGAGAGAUUACACUGCACACAGGAUCAAGCUGAAGCAGCAUGGACGCCACAAGAAGCCGAACGCAGUCUCGACGGAGCUCAAGGUGCAGAACAUUGCGGAGUGGUGGCAAAGACAUCGAAAGUUUUUCCAAUGGCUCGUCGACCAAAACAAGAAAGGACCUCAGCAGAGUGUGACACUGCUAGGAUAUUUCCGCAUCCUCAAGAUGGUUUACGUGCGCCUGACCGACAAGGAACUGGAUCUACAAGUUGUUAGAGACGUGAACAAUUACAUACGAUAUCACCUCGAAGGCAAGAAGAAGGACUCUCCCCGGCCCAAGUCUGUACCGUCAGGGGAAGAUUUUGUCAAAAUGCUGCAUUACCAUUAUGCACGAGACAGAGAUCGGUAUGACAACGAGCGACAACGGGUUCAGCAAGCGUUUUUGAUGAUCAUCCACGGCAGUAGCGGGGUCCGGCCAAGCUCUACAAUGCGUACCCACGUUCGGACUGGGAAUGAGCAUCAGUCUCAGGAACAUGGAGGUGAACGCAAGGACGAAAGCGGCGACGAAGUCAUGGAAGUGCCCGAGGAAGAUUCAGAGUUCCAUACGUUACGUUACCGCGAUUUGGAACUCAGCGCUGUACGUACGCAAAACGGCGUUCGAUACAUGGUGCGACCGAAGUUUCGUCAUUUCAAAGGAGGGGAGCGGAGAGCACAGAACAAGACAUUCUCUUGGCUCGACCAAGACGAUAUCCUGACUUGUCCUGUUGCGCAUCUUGUUGCUCUUGCCCCGGACGAUCGAGCCUUUAAAGUAGCGGAAAUAACUCCGGCCCAGCAUGUGCUUCAGAUUGGUUUGGCCCAACGUCAAAAUCAGCUGGUCUUCCACUGGCGCGACGACAUCAAGGACAAGCCAAUAAUGCGGACAGGUAGCUCUCUCGAUGCCGAUGAAGUCAGCGAUGGCAUGGCACUGAAGCGACUCUCGAGUUUGGGAAAGAACACCAUGGGAUAUAAGGAGUCAUUGACCUGGUACUGCAUUCGUCGAAUGGUCCUGAACAAGAUCGAUCACAUAGGAUCUGAUGAGACUCGAAAUCAGAUCUCUGGGCAUUUCGACAGCCGCACGUACAGAGCACACUACAUGGAUCAACAGAUUGGUAUCGACGUCAUUGCUGCCGUGAGAGGACAUCGGCGUGAGGAAGAUAUCAUAGAGGACGUCAACAGCAUGGGAUCGUCCGCCGAUACUAAUGCGAACCGACAGUUCUCGACAGAAGAUCGAGCGGCUAUCGAGCAAACUCCGGAAGUGGUCGAAGCCAGAGUCCGCCUCCAGAAGACAAGUCAAGCCGUGCUAGAUGCUUACGGGUCCAUUGCAAGAGGUCGCCGAGACGGAUGUGCCCUGUUUCAGGAGUACGAAAGUGCUACAAAGCAAUACCGUGCAGUGAAGCAGAGAAUGACGGCGCAACGGCAGUCAAGGCGCCGUCAGGCGUACUUCGAAGCCAGAGACAAUGCGCUGAUCGAGGCACAGCUUGGUGGUCAUGCAGUCCCGUCUUUUGCUCAGCCUAUGGAGGAGGAGAUCUACCAUCGUGUUCCAGAAAGAGCGUUCUUGGCAGGGCUGGCUACAUGUUUGAAGACACAGUGCCUGUUCUGUUUGGGCGAUGAGAUGCUUUCCGUACCAGACCGCCAGAGGCAAUUCUCAAAGGAGUACACCAUGCAGAAGCACACGGAGCAUUGCCACUUGAAGAAGCUUUACCAGUUCACCGAAAUCCCAUGCCCACAUCCAUACUGUCGACAAACAGUGGUCACGUUGCGCGACGUACAACACCUCAAGAGUCAUGCUCAAGUCGUACAUGGAGCCAAGUUACGAAAGUCGAGAGUGUAA
Molecule: messenger RNA, 1884 nt
Organism: Zasmidium cellare ATCC 36951
Lineage: Eukaryota; Fungi; Ascomycota; Dothideomycetes; Mycosphaerellales; Mycosphaerellaceae
Exons: 5
Coding region: 1-1884 (627 amino acids)
Source: RefSeq, a predicted model, not a curated record